AUGGAUAUUCAUGGAUUCAGCCACAGCUUUUGCAUUGCAGUUGCAGCCGCCAUCUUUGGACCAGAGACUGCUAAGGACAAGAUGGACUUUCAAGAAUACAAGAAUUGGACAUCUCUGUUUGGGCCUCUUGCAGAAGGGCAAGUGGACUUGUACAGUUCUUUUUACACACAUACCAUGGAACGAGAUGUACUCCAGACUCAAGUCAAGACUGGGCUGGCUUGUCCUUUACCCCUCCUUGUCUAUAUAUAG
Molecule: messenger RNA, 249 nt
Organism: Seminavis robusta
Lineage: Eukaryota; Bacillariophyta; Bacillariophyceae; Naviculales; Naviculaceae
Source: the annotation of a GenBank genome assembly